AUGGCUGUUCUUGCUCCUCCGGACUGGCAAUAUUCCCCUCGAGAUUCCACAAUGGAUGUCCCCGCCAACUCACGCCAGCAGCGUUCUUCGCCAGCGAAUGAUCAUUCGCCCUCCUCGGCACCAACCGCUCAAAUACAACAGAAUCUCCAACAGCAGCUACAUCUGUCACAACAGCAGCAACCACACCCCCAACCUGCCUAUACAUACCCGGUCCAGCAACAACCACAGGGCAGUUGGACUCCCUCCAUUGCCGCAGCGCCUUUCUAUCCUUCUUUUUAUCAACCUCACCAACAACAAUCGCCGCAAUCGUACUCGGCUCAAAUUCCACAGCAACCGCCUUAUUUUGAUCCCGCAAAUGCUCAGCUAGCACAGUGGGCCUAUCAACAGAUGAUGUUCAAUGCUCAACAUGGGUUUCAGCCAAUGACUUCACAUCAUUCUCCCGCUCAAAGAACCGGCGCGACCACGUCAGGACCACAUGAUUAUUUUACCCAAAAUCAAACACCUUCUCCUUUCAAUCCCUUUCCAAGCGGCACACCACCCCCGCAUAGCCAUAGAGGUGGCGCAGGCGACCAUCAACAUCCGGGGCAACAAAAUGUACAAUAUCCGGGAUUUCAUCCUUAUAGACGUCCUAACCGCCAAGCUCAACACCCUUCCGAGGGCAAUGAGCGGCGUACUGCCAUUGGUCAGACUCCUCAACCGCCAUACGGACGUCCAGAUGCAUCGGGCUCGACCUCGUCCGUAAAUUCGUCAAAUGGUCAGCGCCAGAGGACCAAUAGCAACCAAAGCGCUCACAGUAGCCAUAACGCGCCAUCACCGACCUCCAGUUCCCGCGGCCGAAGCAAUACUCCAUCAGGAACCUCAGCACCGAGCCCUGCCAGAAGUUCUUCCUCAACCGCGUCAACAUCGGCAACUCCAGCUCCGAGUCCUCUACGGACCACGCACCACCGAAACUCCUCGUCCUCCUCCUCUACGUCUACGGCUCCUUCGACGCGUCCUUCCGCUAUCACUCCGGCUUUACCUACAACGGCCACUUCGGCAGCGUCAACGACGGCGACUGCAGCGGCAGCGUCAAACCCACGGACAAUGCGUCCAUCACCGCUAUCACAGGGAAAUUUCACAGCAGCGGAGAAACGAAUGUCCCGGGAUGACAGUGAUUUGGCAGCUAUGCUUGAUCCCACGCCUAGCGCUAUCGUGUCACGCAGUGGCGGCCUGAAAUCAAGGUUGCGACGUGCCUUAUCGUUCAACGCUGCUCAAGCUCUCAAGGAGGAGGAAGUAGAGGAUGACGAUGAAUCGAUCAAAGCAUCAGCGAUUAAUGGUGGGGCAAGUUCUAGCAAAUCCAAAUCGAAGACGUCUGCUACCACUCAAGCGAUCAUUGGGUCGGAGAAUGACGGCGUAGAUGAUGGGGCUUCAGCAGCUACGGUGCAAACAAAAAAGAAAGGCCGAGCAGCUUCUCUGUUUAAUUCUCGCUUCAAUGCUAGCACUGAUAAUAUCUCACUCUCGUCCACUGUCAGCAGCGCGAGCGUCAUGAUACGAAAACUUGGAUCUAUGGGUAAGCUAGCGAGGAGAAACUCGUUGGCUGGGAUAACCUCUCUGUUCAAGGACAAGGACAAGGACAAGGAUGGGGAAGGAAAGGACAAGAAAGGCAAGAAGAAGGAUAAAGACAAAAAAAGUUCUGCUGGAGCUAAAGGAGAGGCCAGCGUGGCCAGCGUCUCGCAUGUCACUGCGGAAUUGGAUAGGACGAGUAGCGGCGAUUGGACCGUUGGAGCAGAUAUGAACGGUUUGAGUCCUGCGGCCAAACUUGCGAGACAGCACACUCUCAAGAGUAACGCCGAGGCUGCUGCAAAAGCAAAAGCGCAACAAGAAGCCUCAGCGGCUGCGAUAGCUGCUAGUGCGAAGCCGAAUGGGGCUGACAUGAUAAACGGGGCCGGCGUACCUACGUGGGACAAGAAUACAGCAACAGGUCAAGGAUCAGCGUCCCCCAUCAAACUACGGCCUGGGAUUCGAGUCAACGAAGACGGGACGCGGGUCUUGGUGGAGGACGAUGAUGAGAGUGACGAGGGACACUAUGGACCUCCGCAACCUUCCCAAAGUUUCCACGCCGAUGGCUGGGACGAUGAUGAGGAUUGGGAUGUUGAGGGCGGGCAUGAACAAGAUGAAGAUGUGACGAUCAGGGUCGGACUCGAAAGGACAAGCUUGGACGAUGAAGGUUAUGGUUACGGCGCCUAUCAAGAAGAGCCGGAACCUUGGGCAUUGGAUGUUAGAAGGAGCGUUGAACGAACUCGAACACCGACGAAGGGAAUUCUAAAAUAUGCCGGAACCUAUAACCAACAAGCAUACCUAGCAGAGGUGUCCAGUUCGAAUCGUGCGCGUUCAAAUUCGUACAAUUCGCCAGGCGGUCAGUCGGAGUUGGGCCCACUGGCACGCAUGCCUUCGCCAGACCCGGAUCAUAUCGAUGGGCUACAACGCCAUGGUCAUACUUCCUCUGCAGUAGAAACGCAGGCCCCUUCCAUCCCACCUCUAUCCUUUGAAUCCCCAUCCCCGCUUGAAGCUUCAUCUGGUAAAUCCAAGGAACUACCUGAAACACCACACCCAUCCCACCCUCAGGAUAGGAGCUCCGCCAUUUUCCAGCAUCCCAACUUCAACUCAUCGGCACCUGCUUUAUCCACGUUCACCUCCUUUCCGCCUACGCUUUCGCACCGAUCGGCAACGGCUCCGAGUAAACGGCUAGCAUUUGCGAGCAACCUUUCUGUUUACGACACUUUCGCCGCAUCUGUAUAUGACCGUAGGAGCGAACCAGCGACAUGGAGCCGACUUACGCCUGCCUUGGCCCAAAGGAUAAAAGAGGAACUUAAUUCCUACAAAAUGGAGGAGAUGGAAGUGCAUGCUGCUAGUCGGAUUCACACCCAAUUCUUCGUCUGA
Molecule: messenger RNA, 2919 nt
Organism: Laccaria bicolor S238N-H82
Lineage: Eukaryota; Fungi; Basidiomycota; Agaricomycetes; Agaricales; Hydnangiaceae
Exons: 3
Coding region: 1-2919 (972 amino acids)
Biological process (GO): actin cytoskeleton organization
Molecular function (GO): actin binding
Source: RefSeq, a predicted model, not a curated record